AUGCCCGCCUCCUCAGUAAGAGACGAGGAAUAUGUCACUGUAUUUCACGGACCGGUCACAGCAGAGGGUAAACCACUCACAUCAAGAACCCUAUUUCAUCAUUUCUCUAGAGUUGUCGAGCAGGUGCACGUUCAAAACGGCUAUUGGCGCUUCCAAUCAGAAGGAGACGGUCGCGAUGAUGCUCGAGCUUUCUGCAAAGGACUGCAGAGCGCCGAGGAAGUCAUCUUAAGUGAGAUGCUCGGCAUGGGCUCUCACGACGAUAUAGAGCUACGAUGGAUAUCUGGAAAAUCAGACUCAUAUCGCAUCGCUCGCCGGGGAACUGCAAAGCAGCACCUUCGGGCGAUUUUGGAGGAGCGAAGGAUUCUCGGACUGCCAGACCUAGGUGAACAAGAGGUCCCUGUAUAUCCUAUUGAUCGCGAGCGCAAGUUAUCUCAACUUCGGACCGGGAAGCAUCGCAAGCAACAGUCCACCUGGGAGAAGACUUCUGCGGAGCCUUCGGCUAACGGAAAAUCGAACCACUUGACCUCACUAGAAUUAAGGUUAGGAAGUCGAUCGCGCACCGAUGCCCUAGCAUCACCGACUAUUCUCUCCACACAAUCUUCACCAGAUAGAAACCGACAUAUGAGUUUGCGAUUGGCCAACACUGUGUCCCUUUCUCCGGCACUGCAGCCUAGGGUAAUUAGCAGCAAUGUCCAGGCUCGAGCUAGUCAAGCACUUAGGAGUUCUAGUCAUGGGACUGUACCGCAACCAGAUACAAAUAUGACAGACUUUCAGAGUGCGAUAGAGCACCACGAAAUUCACAGUCGUCGGUCAGGGUUAGAUGGUAAAAGUCUUGCGAAGACGCCAACACGAUCCGUUGCGCUCAUAUCUCACUCAAAGCCUCCCCCAGAUCGAAAUGAUUCAGCGUCCUCCGACCAGACUCAGACACAACCCUAUGAUUCCAGUUCGAGCGAGGAGGCACAACGUCAAGCUAGUACACUCUAUCGUUCACCCAAUCGACGAGACAUGAUCCAACAAGAUGUCUCUUCAAUCUUUAUGAGACCGGCUAGCGAUGAGGAAGUGAAGACUGACAAGACGACUAGAUAUGGGGCGACAAGUGUCAGCAAAACCAGCGUCCAAGAAGUACGUUAUCUACACCCAAGGUGUAGCGUGGCUGGUCCGUAUUCGAGAGGCACACCUCCUGCUUCUGGUCUUGUAAUCAAGGCGCAAAGCAGCACAAUGGACACGCCAGCUGUAGGGGAGGAGAAGCAGGCCCUGGGGCUUCACGAUAUUUUUGACUCGGACUCCGAUGAGUCCACCGCGAUCUUCAUGGCCAACGAAAAAGAAAAGAAAGCAGUUGCUUCGCAGGCUAGCACCACUGCCCCUGAACUCAACACCUCAGAUUUCAGUAUGAUUAUAAACGAUAUUCAUGCUAACCACACUUCGCCUUCAGACCUGGCAAAUUCCAAGGAGAAUUCACAAGCCAGCGAUAAAGGCCAGGAGACUGCGACUUCCCUAAUUAUUGACUUAACAGAUGGCGACUCAGUCACUGGAUAUGUUGCUCCUUGUGACCCCCCUAUUCUCAAAAAAGAGACGCCUUUCGGUUUGAGCGAUAUCUUAUCCAGCACGCUAUUACUGUGCAUGGAAUGCGAUCAACUUCAAAGUCACCAGUCAGACUGUCACAUAGGCAGUGUGCAAUUCCAGCCCCUGGUAGAAUUAAACAUGCUCCAGCUUCGAAGUAUUGCGGACGCCGUCGAACGCAACGAUCCUGAGCCUUGGCGGGAACACCAAGGACCACCAAGAACGCCCUCUCCAGACCCCGAUAGGAUAAACGACCUAGCGGAGAUAGCGAGGGACCUUGGAGCGAGGGAUGACCCGGAUUUGAAAGAUUUACCAGACAGUAUGCUGCUCCUGAUGUGGUCGCUGAAGAAUGCGCCGGGUGCAAAAGUCCUCAGACAUGGUCAAGAUGGCGAAAAUUACGAGGAACACUGCAGUCAAGAGGAAAUGGAGGAAAUGGAGACUCGAAUGAGGAGAGCAGCAUAG
This is a messenger RNA of Lindgomyces ingoldianus, 2022 nucleotides long. RefSeq lists its product as uncharacterized. The record is from RefSeq and is a predicted model, not a curated record. Lineage: Eukaryota; Fungi; Ascomycota; Dothideomycetes; Pleosporales; Lindgomycetaceae. The transcript is spliced from 3 exons. Bases 1 to 2022 code for a protein of 673 amino acids.